Belonocnema kinseyi is the source of this 2457-nucleotide messenger RNA. RefSeq names its product non-specific lipid-transfer protein-like (gene ScpX). The transcript has 4 exons. NCBI's taxonomy places the organism in Eukaryota, Metazoa, Arthropoda, Insecta, Hymenoptera, Cynipidae. Gene Ontology annotation, molecular function: acyltransferase activity, transferring groups other than amino-acyl groups. Bases 301 to 1920 code for a protein of 539 amino acids. The record is from RefSeq and is a predicted model, not a curated record.
UCGAUUUUUGGAGCGUUGUAUCGAAAUAAAUAUUUAGCUACUUGUAUAUUAAUUAUGAGAUUAAUUAUUCAUACGGAUUUUUAUGAGAAGAUUUUGCAUCUCGUGAAAGUUUGUGAACUUUGAACCCAGAGUGACUUGUAAAAUAGGGAAGGAAAAACAACUGUAUGGGAGUGUCAUUCUGUGAUACAUUGUCGCUUAGAUAAGAAAUUAGUUUGCGUGUCAUUUACGCGAGGAAUCCACGAAAUUGAGGCGUUUUAGUCAUUUUAUUCCACAUUAAUUCAAAACUAAAUAACUCUCACAAUGGCUCAGAAACCCAAAGUUUACGUUGUAGGGGUGGGUAUGACAAAGUUUGAGAAACCAGGCAGACGCGAAAACUUCGAUUAUAAUCAAAUGGGAAAAGAAGCCACAUUGAAGGCCCUCGAGGAUGCUGGAAUUUCAUACAAUGAAGUCAAAGCUGCUUGUGUUGGGUACGUGUAUGGAGAUUCCACCUGUGGCCAAAGAGCAUUGUACGAAGUUGGUUUAACUGGUUGCCCAGUUUACAAUGUGAACAACAAUUGUUCAACUGGAUCCACCGCUUUAUUAUUGGCUAAGCAGAUCAUAGAAAGCAGAAACGCCGAUUGUGUCUUGGCUCUUGGUUUCGAGAAAAUGGAGCGCGGAUCACUCUCUUCCAAAUACUUCGAUCGUACAAAUCCCAUGGAUAAACACAUCACUGUUAUGGCUGAUAUAACAGGCAUCAAUGACAGUCCAUUGGCUGCACAAUUAUUCGGAAACGCGGGUAUUGAGCAUAUGAAGAAAUACGGAACGAAACCCGAACAUUUUGGAAAAAUUGCCUACAAAAAUCACUUACAUUCCAUGAACAACCCCUACUCCCAAUUCCAGGAUAAAUACACCCUAGAACAAAUUAUGAAUUCUCCCAAGAUCUUUGGACCUCUCACAAAAUUGCAAUGCUGCCCUACCUCCGAUGGAUCAGCUGCUGUGGUUCUAGCCAAUGAAGAAUUUGUAGUAAAACACAACCUUCAGUCCCAGGCAGUGGAAAUUGUGGGAAUGGAAAUGUCUACAGAUUUGCCAUCCACUUUUGAGGAUCGUAGCUGCAUGAAAAUAGUUGGAUACGAUAUGACGAAAAACGCGGCAGACAAACUGUUCAGCAACACCCAAUAUAGACCAUCCGACGUGCAAGUUGUAGAAUUACACGAUUGUUUUUCCGCCAACGAGUUGAUCACUUAUGAGGCCCUCGGACUUUGUGCACCAGGAAAAGCUGGAGAACUCAUAGAUUCUGGAAACAACACCUACGGUGGAAAGUACGUGGUGAAUCCUAGCGGUGGUUUAAUUUCGAAGGGUCAUCCUUUAGGAGCGACUGGUUUGGCUCAGUGCUCUGAACUUUGCUGGCAGUUGAGAGGCCAAGCUGGCAAGAGACAAGUUCCUGGAGCCAAACUUGCCCUUCAGCACAAUAUUGGUCUCGGAGGUGCGGUCGUCGUCGCCCUUUACCGUCUAGGGUUCCCACAAGCAGUUCGGCGCAACAACGUCGCCGCUACUGCCGAUCCUUCAAAAUUCAAAGCAAACACGCUUUUGCAAGCGCUUGAAGUCGCCAUGCAGGAGGAUGAGGAAGGAUUCAUCGAAGGCGUUCGCGGAAUUUAUGGACUCAAAGUAACCAGUGGACCUGAUGGCGCUGAAGGCUAUUGGGUAAUUAAUGCCAAAGUUGGAAAGGGGAAAGUCGAAUAUAAUGGGAAAGACAAGCCAGAUGUUAUUUUCACGAUCAGCGACACUGAUGUUGUCGAUUUUAUAUCUGGAAAAUUGAAUCCGCAGAAGGCUUUCUUUCAGGGAAAAGUCAAAAUUCAAGGAAAUAUGGGCUUGGCAAUGAAACUGCCUGACUUGCAAAAACGCGCAUCCAAGAAAAUCGAACACAUUCGUUCGAAAUUGUAAAUUUUUGUUAAUGGGAAAAGGGGAAGGUUUUGUAUACAAUUAGAUUUAAAACGUAAGAGCAAAUUUUAAUACUCUAAUGUUUUUGAAGGUGCCUUAUUGGCUCUCCUUAGGGAGAUUUCUAAAUAGUUAUAUUCAAUCAUCAAAUAUAUUCGUUACAGUUCAUAUAUUUUAUAUUAUUGAAUAUUUUAAUCUUCAUGUUAAUCUUAUUGCCUAUACUCGAAUUAUGGUUUAACGUGAAGUAUAUAUGUAUAUUGUAUAUAUUGUAUUUUUUGUAUCAUUUUUACUGAAGAGAUCUAGUGUUAAAAAGUCUGGUGAGUUACACUAAAAAGGAGAAUACUGAAAGACGUGUAAGCUAUAUGAAAACAAAUAUCUUACAUCUUACAUCACAGAAAAUUUGAUAGCUUUCCUUGAAAUACUCCUUAGAAUUUAGGUUGGUCAGCAUUUUCUUUUUUUAGUGACUUCCUAGACUUUAAGAUGUGCAAAAUGUUAAUGAAUCUUAUUGUGGAGAUGGUUUGCAAUAAAUAUUUGAUUAAUUAC